AUGGAAAUCCCCGAUCAUUUCUUGAAUAAAAGUUUCGUCGAAGUUCGUCAAGAGAAUGUAGACGAAUUCUUCGCGUUAAGAGGUGUCCCAUGGCUCAUUCGAAAGUUGAUCGUGGGAAAAAUGAAAAAUGGACGCUUUCAUUUGACAAAAAAUGAUGGAGGCAAAUACCAUGUGAAGAUCGGUGAUCCAAGCAAGAAUCUCGAGUAUGACUUUGAGUUGGACAAAACUUUCAAAGCUACAGGAUAUGAUGGAAAACAACAUGAGAUCACUUUCUCGAUGGAAGAUGGAAAAUUGAGAGAGAAACAUUUGAAUCUUGAAAGAAAAGAUUCGGGAGAAGAUGUUUUCUUUUAUGAUUUGAGAAAUAAUGGGGUUUUAUAUUCGGAAUGCACGACGAAAAAAGACAACAAAACGAUCACAUGGAAGAGGGAAUUUGAACAACGA
Molecule: messenger RNA, 441 nt
Organism: Mesorhabditis belari
Lineage: Eukaryota; Metazoa; Nematoda; Chromadorea; Rhabditida; Rhabditidae
Source: the annotation of a GenBank genome assembly